This is a messenger RNA of Telopea speciosissima, 1479 nucleotides long. Its product is annotated as zinc finger A20 and AN1 domain-containing stress-associated protein 6-like. NCBI's taxonomy places the organism in Eukaryota, Viridiplantae, Streptophyta, Magnoliopsida, Proteales, Proteaceae. Bases 497 to 1006 code for a protein of 169 amino acids. The transcript has a single exon. The record is from RefSeq and is a predicted model, not a curated record. Gene Ontology annotation, molecular function: DNA binding; zinc ion binding.
UUAUAUUUUGAAUUUAGGCCUCAAAGACGAGGAAGGGCAGUUUGGGGCAAUUGUUACAGCUGAAUUCAUUCUCUUUGAGGACUCUUUUGAUUCAUUUUGAAAAGUUAUGGGUGAUGGACUGCAUUUAUAUCGAUUCUAGGACUUCGAAUCCCGUCAUAAAGUUUAGUUCAUUGGAGUUCAGUCUGAAAUUUCUCUCCAAUAAAAAGUUACUUUAUGGGACUCUGAAUUGAGCUUUUCAAGCCUACAAAAUUCUUAGAUUGGAUUUCAUAGAACCUGGCAGAAGAAGAGACAGUGGUGUGGGGGGGAGGAAGAGGGAGAGAGAAAAGGUGCUUUGGUGCAACAAAUUUCUUCAGAAGGCUGGUUUGUAUUGAAAGAAAGGCUGGGCAGAGUUUCGAGGCUUUAGGACUUCACCUCUCUUCCACUUUGCAUAUCAGUUCCCGAAGUUCCAUUUCUAGAGAAUAUUUUUUUGUGGGUUUUUCCCUCUAGUUUUCAGAGGAUGGCACAGGAAAGUUGGAAAAAGGAGACUGAUGAAACUGAAUGUCAGACACCCAAAGGCCCAAUCUUGUGUGCAAACAAUUGUGGCUUUUUUGGAAGUGCAGCCACCAACAACUUAUGUUCCAAGUGCUACAGCGAUCUAUUCAUGAAGCAGCAGCAGCAAAAACUCAGGGCAGCUCCAGUCAUUCCGGUUGCUGACAAGAUGCCUAUAACAUCCUCUUUGGUUCAACCCGAACCUGUUGUAGAGAAGGUGGAUAGUGUGGGAGAAGGCCAUGGACUGAAAGAAGGUUCCUCGUGUCAGGAGGCUGUCAAUCCGCCUCCAAACCGUUGCAUGUCUUGCCGAAAACGCGUUGGGCUGACUGGGUUCAAGUGCCGAUGCGGUAGGACAUUUUGUGCUGUUCACCGGUACUCUGAGAAGCAUGAGUGCUCAUUUGACUACAGGAGUGCUGGCCAGGACGCCAUAGCUAAGGCGAACCCUGUUGUGAAGGCUGAGAAGAUUGAGAAAAUCUAACUUCUGGAUUUGAUUUGUGAUAAUGGUGAUUCAGAGAAAAGUAUGAGAAGGUAAAUGGCCUCUCUCAGAUUUGUGUUCUCCAAUAUCUCUAGUAUGUUAUCUAAGGGUAUAUCUGCAAAAAAUGGAAACAGGCUAGGAAGGUGGGAGUUGCAGAAAGGUUUUUUGUUUCCUCUAUUUUGGGGGGCAGGGGUGGAGUUCCGUGGGAGGGACAGAGCAGGUAGCAUAUUGCCAAGGUUGUGAACCUCACUCGGCUGAAUGGUUCUGUGUUUAAUUAAAAUAGCAGUUUCUGUGGGAUGAAAUGUGUUAUAAAUGAUCUAUGGUUGUUUUUUAGGGUUCAUAACCAUGUGUAUCUAUUUGAAGGUUUGUGAUUGGGCAUGAUGAUUGAAAUGUGUUUGUUAUUCUAUCAAUUGUGUUAAAUGUUCAACAGUUGUAGACCAGAAUUGGUCAUGCUUUGCCCUGAAGGAGUGGGAGAA